Molecule: messenger RNA, 2406 nt
Organism: Prorocentrum cordatum
Lineage: Eukaryota; Dinophyceae; Prorocentrales; Prorocentraceae
Source: the annotation of a GenBank genome assembly
AUGUUCGAGGCCGUGCCUUUAUCUAUCAGUUGGGUCUUCAGCGAUGCUACAUUGGGCAGGGCUUACUUCAAAGGUGGUUGCAACGUGGGCGUCUCCCUGAUAUGUUUGCUCUGCCUCGGCUCCGUACGCGCUCCAGGCUCAUUGAAAGAUCUUGCGGAACGCGAAGUCCGGCUCCCCCCCAUGCGAGAGUACUUCGCCCAGACGUCCAACCAUCACGUGUGCAGCGUUGUCGUUCAGAGGUCCGUCAGCCGCGUGUGCAGCAUUAUCGCCCCGUCGUCCUUCAGCCGCGCGUGCAGCGUUAUCGCCCAAGCGACCUCCAGCCGCGUGUGCAGCGCUAUCGUCCAGUCGACCUUCUGCCGCGUGUGCAGCAUCAUCGCGCAGUGGAUAUCCCUCUCCCAGCCGACCUUCCUCGGCUGGGGGCGGAUCUCCGAGCAGUGUGGCGACGUCAUCUGGACCAAGGCAUUCUCCUCGGACUUUUACUGCGAGGCUUAUGAGGCGCUGAGUGAUUCGGUGGUUUGGAGCUCUGUUCAGAAUCUUUUCGAUCGGGCCAAUCGGGUUUCCAAGACGAAGACCAUCUCCGUCAAGCACCCCCGCAAUGCGUCCGUGAUUCUAGGUCUUGUUUAUAAGUAUCUCGACCUUUACCUGCGUGCCAGCUUUGAUGGACUUAAUAUAGAAAUGCGGCGCAGGAACGAGCGGUACGCCUUCACGGGCGAGCUGGUAUUCAUGGACAAGCAGACUACCAUACCGUUCCUUGAGGAGCCUCGUGGCGGUGGAGGCUUCGGUGGCAUGAUGGCCAACUUCAAUAACGUCAUGGAGGACAUCCAGAGCGAGUUGGCCUCCCUGGCGACCCAGAUGGCGCAGGCCAAGCAGGCGCGUGAAGCUGCCGAUCAAGGCCCCGCCAAGGGGUUGGUCCAGGCGCUGACGGCCGUCGUUCGUCCUGCGGCAGCGGCGGCGCCAACCGACGCCCGGCUUGUGGGCACGGCGAAGCGCCUGGCGGAGUUCGCGCUUCCAGACUCGAGCGCAACUGGUGCCCCGGGCAGCGCCGACCCCGAGGUCAAGCGCUUGCGUGCGGAUCUUGAUGCACUGACCAGUCGCGUGGGCGCCCAGUCCAAGGACAUCUCCGAGAUCAAGUCGGUCAGCACCGAGAACCAGGCUGUGUGCAAGGAGACCCAGCACAUCAUGGCGCGGCCCAUGGACAAGUUUGACCGUGAUACCGCCGACCCGUUCUUCCAGCAGCAGGUGCCCCUCGCGGCCCACGCGGGAGUGGCGACGGAUCUUGGUGUCCAGAACAACGCGCAGUACAAGAGUAUGAAGGAGGGUUACCCGAGAGAUGGUAUGCCGUACGUGACUUGGCGGGAGUCGGUCGCCAAGCUUAAGGGUUUGGACCAGUGGAAGAAGAAGUUGGUUUCUCUCGGCUCCGAGGCCGAGGCCGUCCAGGACCUGGACAAGGGCGGCAUCGGGACCUACGUCUUUCGUUUUCUGACGGCGGACGGCGAGAUUUCAGAUGUUGCCUUGCAGCCGGUUUGCUUCUUGACGGGAUUCGUGCUCGUUUCUUGGAGGCAGUGGAUCAUCUCGGGCUUGCACUUACUCGAGUUGUGGAUCAGGCAUAUCCAGUUGCUUAGAGCACUGGUCGCAGUCAAGUUCGUAGCUCCCCUGGCGGCGGCCGCGCCGCACGGCGCCGCGGCCAUGUGCGGCCCGUCGACGGGCCCCAGGGCCCCCGCCGCGAGGAGGGCGGCCGGCGGCGGGGUGCAGCCGCCAGCCGAUGCCAAGGAGGCGCCCGCAGCCGUCGGCAGGGUCGCGCCGCGCGGUGCCGCGGCCAGGUGCGUGCCGUCGACGGGCCCGGGGCCCCCCAGCGCGAGGAGCGAGCUCUGCGGCAGCGCACGGCCGCCGGCCGAUGUCACGGAGGUGCCCGCAGCCGGCGGCGGGGCCGGGCGCGACCCCGCGGUGGACGAGGCGGUCGACCGCGACGCACUGGUGGGCGCGCUGGCCCUCGUGCUGAACCGCUUGCCUCGGGUGGAUUCGGGCUUCGACGCCAGAAGGGUUCCCUCGAUCCCUAUCUGGGCCUACCUUCGGCGGGUGUCGGACCACUUCGACUGUAGCAGCGCGUGCCUGAUCGCCAGCCUCGUGUACAUAGACCGGGCUGUGAAGCUGCACAGCUCCCACUUGGUUAGCGCCCGCAGCGUGCACCGUAUGCUGCUCGUCAGUAUGGUCCUGGCCGCCAAAUUCUUCGACGACGCCCACUACAAAAACGAACACUACGCGACUAUAGGCGGCAUCGACCUGCAGGAGCUGAACUUCCUCGAGGGGCGCUUUCUCCGCCUCAUCAACUGGCGGCUGCACAUCAUGGAUGAUGAGUACGACUUGUACAAAAGCCACGUGCUCCUCGCAGCUAAGUGCUACCCGUAG